GACGGCAACAGUUGACGUCACGGGACGGACGCCAUCGCGGGCCGACCGGGUCGCAGAGAGGCAGAGAGGCCCAAGGGCCGCGUCCGCCUCAGGGCCUCCCCCCUCAACCACCGGCCCUCCUCCUGCCCUCCUCCUGCCCCUCGACUCUCUGGGCCACGCGCAUCGGGAGGCACCGCGGGAGACGGACGGAGGGAGGCCGCUGAGGGAGGGAGACCGCCCUCCGCGCGCGCGGUCUCGGGGGAGCCGUCGACGGACAGAUGGAGUGUGCGUGAUUCAGCUGAGAUGUAAACAUGGACCAGUUUGGGACAUCGUUUGCCGCUGCUGUGGACGUGUGGGCCAUCAGCUCGGAGGAGCGAGCCAAGCAUGACCAGCAAUUCCUUAGUGUCAGCCCAGCAGGAGGUUACAUUACAGGUGAGCAGGCACGAAGCUUCUUUCUGCAGUCGGGGCUUCCUGCACCCGUCCUUGCACAAAUAUGGGCGCUGGCGGACUUGAAUGGCGACGGUCGUAUGGACGCCCAGGAGUUUUCCAUCGCCAUGAAACUCAUCAAGAUGCGUCUACACGGCCACGCGCUCCCCGCGGUGCUGCCACCUGCCAUCCUGCAGCGCUCCCCCUUCGGGCCUCUUGUCGGCGGGGCCCCUCUGCUCGGAGUGGGGGGCUCCCUGGGGAGCGCGUUGGUGGGAGGGUCCCUCGCGGGCGUGGCGCCGUCUUCCUUGACGCCGCCGCUGAGCACUGUGGGAAUUCCUGCACCUAUGGCCAACGGUGUGCAGGGCUUGAUGCAGCCCUUCCCUACGACUGGUGCCACGCUACCCUUAGGUUCCACAUUCGGCCGACCCGGAGCAGGAGUUGGGCCUGGGAUUGGUCCCAUUCAAAUGCAGAAAGCCCUGUCGGCUGAAGCCACCAUGGCGGCUGACUGGGCUGUCCCACAAUCAUCUCGCCUCAAGUACCGACAGCUCUUCAACAGCCACGACAAGACGAUGAGCGGCUUCCUGACAGGGCCACAGGCCAGAAACAUCCUCAUGCAGUCCCACCUCACGCAGCCGCAGCUCGCCGCCAUCUGGGGUCUCUCAGACAUCGACCAAGAUGGCAAGCUAACGGCUGAGGAGUUCAUCUUGGCCAUGCAUCUCAUUGAUAUGGCACUGUCUGGACAGCCGCUGCCUGCCGCCCUCACCGCUGACCUAAUGCCUCCCUCGUUCAGGCGGUCGCGCACUGGAAGUUCCCUCUCUGGAGGCAGCAGCAGCAGCGGCGUUUCCGUGUCGCUCCUCGAACAGAAACCUCCAGAGGAGGUUGCCGAAGAGGAACAGGAGAAAAAACUACCUGUGACAUUUGAGGACAAGAAGAGGGAGAACUUUGAGAAGGGCAACCAGGAGCUGGAGCGAAGGCGUGCUGCUCUGGCCGAGACGCAGCGCCGUGAGCGCGAACGCCUGCUGGCCGUGGAGCGCGCUGAGCACGAGCGGAGGGAGCGCGAGCGCCAGCAGCAAGAACGGCGCCGCCAGGCGGAGCUGGAGCGCCAGCUGGAGCGCCAGCGGGAGAUGGAGCGACAGAGGGAGGAGGAGAGGAGGAGGGAGGUGGAGCGCAGGGAGGCCGCCAAGCGGGAGCUGGAGCGGCAGCGUCAGAUGGAGUGGGAGCGCACGCGACGGCAGGAGCUGCUCAACCAACGCAACCGCGAGCAGGAGACCAUCGUGGGCCUCAAGGCUCGACGCAAGACGCUGGAGUUCCAGCUGGAGACAGUGGGUGACAAGCGGCAGCAGCUCGACGGGAAGCUGCAGGACGUUCGCGCCCGGCUGUCCAUCGAGCGGCAGGAGCUGGAGCGAACCAACAGCGCGCGCGAGAUCAAGCUCUCCCAGCUGGACUUGCUGCAGAAGCAGCUGCAGGAGCAUCAGCAAAUGUUGGCACGCCUGGUUCCAGAGAAGCAGUCUCUGAGCGAGCAGCUGAAGCAUGUGCAGCAGAACCACACUCAGAAUGACUCUUUCACCGGGGUGCACAAGGCACAGCUGGCGCGCGAGGCCGCUUGCCUCCGCCUGCGGGAAACCCUGGUCUCCGUCGAGACCGAGACGGCCGAGCGGUUGAACGACAUCGACGCCUUCAACAACCAGCUGAAGGAGCUCCGGGAGAUGUACAGCCGCCAGCAGCAGCUGCAGCAGGAGCGGCAGCAGCAGCUGAAGCUGGAGCGGCAGCAGCAGCAGGAACGGCAGCUGCAGCAGGAACGGCAGCUGCAGCAGGAGCGGCAACAGCAGCAGGAACGGCAGCAGCAGCAGGAGCGACAGCAGCAGCUGCAGCAGGAGAGGCAGCAGCAGCUGCAGCAGGAGAGGCAGCAGCAGCUGCAGCAGGAGAGGCAGCAGCAGCUGCAGCAGGAGAGGCAGCAGCAGCUGCAGCAGGAGAGGCAGCAGCAGCUGCAGCAGGAGCGGGCGCGAGCUCAGAGAGAGGUGGAGGAGCGCGCGAGAGCACAGCAGGAGACGGAGGAGCGUGCACGAGCGCAGAAGGAGAGCGAGGAGCGCGCACGGGCGCAGAGGCAGGUGGAGGAGCGAGCGCGAGCCCAGCGCGAAGCUGAGGAGCGAGCGCGAGCCCAGCGGGAAGCGGAGGAGCAGGAGCAAGCGGAGAGCAAGCGAGCUGCGGGGGCGCCCGGCAACCAGCACAAGAUGGAGUUGGCCGACCGCCUCAAUAAGAUCCUGCAGCGGCAACAAGAUCGCGAGCCCGUCAGGAAACCCUCGGACUCGUUGGAGUCCAAGGUGGCGUACUACCGAGCACUGUAUCCGUUUGAGGCUCGCAAUCAGGACGAGCUCACGAUCCAGCCUGGCGACGUCAUCCUCGUGAAAGGGGACUGGGUCGACGAGAACCAAACUGGGGAGCCGGGCUGGCUGGGUGGGGAGCUGCGUGGCCAGACAGGGUGGUUUCCUGCCAACUACAGUGAGCGCAUUCCCGAUGGCGAAAUUGGGGGAGGCACCCAGGCCCAGACCCCAGACGGUGGGGGGCAUCUACUGGCAGCAGCAGGAGGAACAGGAGGAGGAGGUGGAGGAGAAGGAGGAGGAGGUGGAGGAGGAGGAGGAGGAGGUGUUGGCAACUGGGCAGACUUCAGCACCGCGUGGCCGGGCAGCACUAGCACCACGGAAGUGGGGGGCGAUUCGGGGGGCGGCACCUGGGAAUCGCUGGACAGCACGGCCGCUCACGCGACAGCCCAGCCUGUUGCGCAUGCGGGGGCAGCCCAGCGACAGGGUUCGGCCUUCACCCCGGCCUCCGUGUCCAUGUCCCCCUCGCCAACGCCAGGACAGGGAGAGCCGGUCGAGGGUGUGCAGGCUCAGGCCCUCUACCCGUGGCGUGCCAAGAAAGAGAACCACCUGAACUUCAACAAGGGCGACGUCAUCUCGGUGCUUGAGCAGCAGGACAUGUGGUGGUUCGGGGAGGCGCGCGGUGGCCAGAAGGGCUGGUUCCCCAAGUCCUACGUGAAACUCAUCUCUGGACCCGUGCGCCGCGGGCUCAGUGUGGAGUCGACCUCUUCGGAUGGGUCCCAGCGCGGCCCAUCUCCACGGCCCCCCAUGCCUGAAGGUACCGCGUCCUUCGCUCGUCAAACCAAGCCCGUGUCGCCCCAAGCCAGUAGACUCAGCCCUCGCCCGUUUCCGCCAGCUGUGAGUGAUGCCUCCUCUCAUCUCCACGAUGUCCCCUCUCGUGGUUGUGAGACAGAAGCCAAGAUGAAGUCACUUCCCACACGCCCUGCCCCGGCACCCCCGGCUUCCUCUGGCCAAGGCUCCCCAGUGAGAAGUCGCCUGGCACCAUCACCAGCACCACCUCAGGAAGAGUUUGUGGCGCUGUACGCGUACGAGAGCGGAGAGCCGGGCGACUUGACGUUCGCGCAGGGCGACGUCAUCGUGGUGACACGACGGGAGGGCGACUGGUGGACGGGCCAAAUCGAGGGCCGCUCUGGGGUCUUCCCCUCCAACUACGUGCGGCCCAAGGACAGUGAGGCACCAGGCCAGGCUGGAAAGACCGGCAGCAUGGGGAAGAAGCCAGAGAUUGCGCAAGUGGUGGCGUCGUACACCGCCACGGGGCCCGAGCAGCUCACCCUGUCGCCCGGGCAACUUAUCCUCAUCAGGAAGAAAGCGACAAACGGCUGGUGGGAGGGAGAGCUGCAGGCGCGGGGCAAGAAGCGCCAGAUUGGGUGGUUCCCGGCAAAUUACGUGAAGCUGCUGGGUCCGACGAGCGGCAAGUCGACUCCCGUCAUGCCCAGCGAGGGGACCAAGUCGGUGCCAUUCACCACGCCUACCGUGUGCCAGGUGAUCGGUGUGUACGACUAUGUGGCGCAGAACGAGGACGAGCUCUCCUUCUCCAAGGGGCAGCUCAUCGGCGUGCUGAGCCGCAGCGACCCCGACUGGUGGAAGGGGGAACUCGGCGGCGCCGUGGGUCUCUUCCCCUCCAACUACGUCAAGCAGACGACCGACACCGACCCCAGCCAACAAUGGUGCGCCGACCUCCACGCCCUCGACAGCCUGCCGCCAGCGGAGCGCAAGCGGCAGGGAUACAUCCACGAGCUCAUCCAGACGGAGGAGAACUACAUGAGCGACCUGACGCUGGUCACCGAGGUGUUCCAGAAGCCCAUGGCAGAGUCGGGCAGUCUCACCGAGGAGGAGAUGGCGAUGAUAUUCGUCAACUGGAAAGAGCUCAUCAUGUGCAACAUAAAGCUGCUCAAGGCUCUGCGCGUAAGGAAGAAGAUGUCAGGGGAGCGGAUGCCGGUGCAGAUGAUUGGGGACAUCCUCACUGCGCAGCUGCCGCACAUGCAGCCGUACAUCCGCUUCUGCAGCUGUCAGCUCAACGGGGCCACGCUUCUACAGCACAACACGGACGAGCAGCCCGAGUUCAAGGACUCUCUCAAGAAAUUGGCGAUGGAUCCACGCUGCAAAGGGAUGCCUCUCUCAAGCUUCCUGCUCAAGCCCAUGCAGAGAAUCACGCGGUACCCGCUCAUCAUCAAAAACAUCCUGGAGAACACGGGGGUGGAGCACCCCGACCACGCUCACCUGCGCUCGGCACUGGAGAAGGCGGAGGAGCUGUGCUCGCAGGUGAACGAGGGAGUGCGGGAGAAGGAGAACUCGGAUCGGCUCGAGUGGAUCCAGGCGCACGUGCAGUGCGACGGCCUCUCUGAGCAACUGGUGUUCAACUCGGUGACAAACUGCCUGGGGCCUCGCAAGUUCCUCUACAGUGGGAAGCUCUACAAGGUGAAGAGCAGCAAGGAGCUGUUCGGAUUCCUCUUCAACGACUUCCUGCUGCUCACGCAGGCCGUGCGCGCGCUCGGCGCUGCCGGAGACAAACUCUUCAGCCGCAAGUCCACCCUGCAGUACCGCAUGUACAAGACGCCCAUCUUCCUCAACGAGGUGCUGGUGAAGCUUCCCUCGGACCCGUCGGGCGACGAGCCGGCGUUCCACAUCUCCCACAUCGACCGCGUCUACACCCUGCGUGCCGAAAACAUCAACGAGAGGACCGCGUGGGUGCAGAAGAUCAAAGCGGCAUCGGAGCUCUACAUCGAGACGGAGAAAAAGAAGAGAGAGAAGGCAUACCAGGCUCGGACCCAGCGGACGACCGGGAUUGGCCGGCUCAUGGUGAACAUCGUGGAGGGCAUCGAGCUCAAGGCGUGCCGCUCCAACGGGAAGAGUAACCCGUACUGCGAGGUGACCAUGGGUGCUCAGUGCCACAUCACCAAGACGAUACAGGACAGCGUGAACCCCAAGUGGAACUCAAACUGCCAGUUCUUUGUCAAGGACUUGGAGCAGGACGUGCUGUGCAUCACCGUGUUCGAGCGCGACCAGUUCUCACCGGACGACUUCCUGGGUCGCACGGAGAUCCGCGUGGCCGACAUCAAGCGCGACCAGGACACCAAGGGCCCCAUCAGCAAGAGGCUGCUGCUGCACGAAGUCCCGACGGGCGAAAUCACGGCGAGGCUCGACCUGCAGCUCUUCCAGGACGGUCGCGAGUAGCCCUCGUCACCACCGUCCGUCCGUCUCCUCUGCCCGGUCCCCGCAAGCACUGGGGCCACGACGCCCCCCCCCCACCCACCCAACCCCCUCGCAUCCCCCCACCCAAACGAUAGAAAGCCCCGCGGGCUCCCGGCUCCCCACACCCCUCUCCUCGCAUCGUGGCCCACGACCGCGGCGGCACGGCCCCGGCCUCCUUCCCCCACCAGUCAUUCCACUGUCCCUCGCUGGCGUGCGCCGUACCCGCCUGCCUGGCCGAUCUUGGCCGUAGGAGGCUGCCGAUUUGAUAAAAAAAAAGAAACCCGGCUACGGUGGACCGAUUUGCAAAAAGGGUUGAUCUCGUACUUUAUUACAAUUUUUGGGGAAACUUUUUUUCUUACGAUAUUUUUGCUUCGAACAAAAUCGGUCCAUGGCAAAACGUGGGUUUCAAAACCGGCAGCCGAGCGCGCACAUCGGUCGGGUUGCCGGGUGUGGUGCUUGCCGCACGACAUCCCUUGUUAGCAGCACAAACGGGGGAAUUGUUCAUAUUUAUGAAAUGUUCUAGUCAUUUGUUUUUUUAUGAUUAAUAUAAAUAUGAUGAUGAUAAUGAUGAAAUGGUAAUUGAGUGCAUAUCAAGGGCCUAAGCCAGUUGGUUUGUGGACAGUAAGAGCAGUCAUUUUGCCCGGUAAUGGCCAUACACAUGUAUAUACACUGACGGUAUACGGUAUAUACACUGGCAGUAUAGAGAGCUGGGAUGGGACCCAUUCAGUGCGACUCGCUGCUGCGGGUUCGCUGUGGUGGAACGUUGCCACCGCCGCUCUAUGUGAGCAACGCAGGGUUGGGUCUCGUUAAUAUUUUACUUGUGUAAUAGUGUCAGGCGAGCCUCACUAGGAGGUGCCGUGCGUGCGUGUGCGAGUCUGGUGUGUGUGUGGGUGUGUGCAUGUGUGCGCGCGGUGUCGCUGCUGGGAUCCACAGUCCGCAUUCACAACUCCGCGCCCGGCGCUGCCAAAGCAAGGGGCGACCCACACGUGUAUCCGACGGCCACGUCACCGAAUCAUUCCCCCCCCCCCCCCCCGCAUGUUUUGAGCCUGCUGGACAAUAUUACAAUUCUCUCCGGCGUCGUACUUUCGAGAGUUAGCGUCAGGCGGGUCAGUGCUGAAAUCCUGGGUGACUUAACAAAUCACUCCAAACACAUUUAGAAUGGGACUUUGUGCCACGCGUGGAGCCACGGUCGCGAUGCCACCUGCUGCCGUGGUGUUCGUACGCCGCGCUUUAGUUUGGGCGCUUGGUCUGUGAUGCGAUGAAAGUGCCAACUGAGAAACCAAUGUUUACAGGGCCCAAAGUAGCCACGGCUGACCCACGUGGCGCGAGGAAGUGCGGCACUGGAUUGCGCUCGGCAGCGCUGCCAGCAAUGAGCGGCAGGCGGGAAGCAGCGUGCGCUGUGGCUUACGAGGAAGCGUCCGUUGAUUUGGCAGGCGCACGUGCGCUACAUAAUCUCCGAUAUAAUUACAUGAUCACCAAACCCUGCCGAUUGAAACGGUAGGCUUCUGAUUUUUAAACCGUCUUACCGCAUACCAAUUUUUUUUAAGGUAAUCAUAACGCUUCAUAAUAUUUUUGGGAAAUACUUGACACAAUUUUUUAUUUUUAAAUUGGUACUUGGUAAAAACUGUUUACGAAUCGGACACUUCAAGAUAAGUCUCGGCAAGGAGUCGGCGCCGGAUGACCAGGUGACAGCUUUUCACCAACGCCACUAUUAUUACUCUUUGGUUCUUUCGGUAUUAUCACUGUUACAAGCGUACUCUUCGUUUUUUCGGUAAAGUCACCAAGUAGGUAAAAAAUGAAAUUGAAAUUAAUAAAAAAUAAAAUAAUAAAAAUCACGACGUUUCGGAGGCAACACAAGUCUCCGUCAUCAGGUGGGACGGUCACAGCCAGAUUUGCUGUAUCAAGUGAGGCAGGGAUUCCAAGAUGCAAGUUCUUAAAUACAAGCUCACUUGAUACAGCAAAUCUGGCUGUGACGGUCCCACCUGAUGACGGAGACUUGUGCUGCCUCUGAAACGUCGUGAUUUUUAUUAAUUUAUUUUUAUUAAUUUCAUUUUUUACCUACGUGACUUUACCGAAAAAACUAAGAGUAUGAAUCCUUGCAGUCACAAAAGCUUCAAAUCUAGAAUGUUACAAGCGUACUUGGUACAAAAAAACACAAAAGUUAAUCCAGCGCUGUGCGCGAUUGUGAUUAUCCAUAGCGAAAGGAGAGCCGGCUUCAGUUUCGUCCCUAAGGCCACGUAGGCCUCAGCGCAAACAUUUGUCAGGGCGCGUUGGAGUGAAUGCGGAGUGCACGGAUGGGGAUGACGGUCCCCGUUCACCCCCUUCCCCGUACAGCGGCGCCCGUUUGCCCAUUUGGUGUGCGAGUCCUUCGUGUUUACUUAUUGCAGCACUCUCCUUCGGAUCAAUGUUUGCACAUGGCUGUCAUGUCUAGCCAAUAAUUUUUAGUUUUAUGAUUAUUUGACGGUGGUAUAUUGUAAGUGAUGAUCGCAGGUUCGCCUUCACGUGUCCUAGAAGAGUUGUCAUUGAUAGCUUUAAAAAUGGAAGCUGCGUUUUGGAGGUUUGACGGUCGGGUUUGGCAGAGCCACCUGUUCAGGUCCUUCCAACUCAGCCACUCUCCUCCACAAGGGGCCACAUUUAGAAAAGGAAGAUUUUUCUUUAAAACGUUGUCAGCUGACUGUUGCUUUUGGAUAAAUGCGUUCAUUUGGAGGGAAAAAAGGAUCAAAGUAGAUUUUCUUAGAGGGAGGGAAAUGCAAUCCCUGUUUUAUGUUGUUAGAAUCGUCACAGCUUGCCAAGAACCAUCCCUCUAGAUUUCAUUCUUCCCAAGUUUGCUUCGUGUGGUAGAACUGACUCGGCUUGAAAUCACAGCCCAUCUUGGCUGCCCUUGCAGGUCUCUGGCUGUGGCAAUGGGGUGGCAGUGAAGCAGAGGUCGCAACCGGGUACCCGAUACCCGUACCUUACCCGGCUACCCGUACCCAGCCGGGUACGGGUAGCCGUUUGCGACCCUGGUGCGGCCGGGUACGGGUACGGGUAGGCCGUGAGUCACUGGUGAGUAGCCGUGAGUCACUCAUUUCGGGUAGGGUACGGGUAGGGAACGGCUACCCGUACCCGGCCGGUUACGGAUACGGGUACCCAUUUGCGAUCCUGGUGCGGCCGGGUACGGGUAAGGAAUCGAAACCCGUGUGCGACCUCUGCAGUGAAGUGAUCUGUUCGGAGGGCAUGGAGCCCUGCUACUUCUGCCUUUUAUUCGUGCAGCCAAUCGGUGCCACCUCAUUCGACAUUUACCAACCUCACGAGUUUUCACACAGAUAUAUGAAGUGUAAAGCAAUAAUGUGGUUAGUGAGUGUUAGGGUGGGGGGGGCAGGCUUUUAGGGCUGGGAUAAAUUGGGCUAGGGUAAAACGAAUCGUUUUAAUAUAAGGGCUGAUGUCACAUUGAUAAGUUGUGCGCAAGCCAAGCCUGAUUUUGCGAAUAAUUGAAUAUUGCGUUGAGGUAAUUUCCCAGAAUAAGCUAUGAGCACAAAUCAAAGGGAAUUGUUGAUCUUAAUUUAAGUGGAGAACCAAACAUUUCUCUUGGCCAAGUCAGCCGGAGUCCACGUCAAGGUGGGGCAGGCGGGAGCAGAGGUGUCCGUGCCUCACUGGUGUCGGCUCCGAUGUAACUCAAUCUGGCAGCUGGUCACCCAAUAAAUAUAGAGCAUCGCUACAUGAGAUGCAGAUCUGCAGAAUUGUUUUGGGAGUUAUUUAUUUAACAGUGACCAAUGCUCCAGGGUGAUGGAAGACGCGGCACCUUGUAGUCCCGGCAAUCGUGAGCUCUGGAAUCGAACUAGCCUCUCCGGGACUCCUCGAAGACACCACCGGCCGAUUCUUUAGCCGUCUAAGGAUUUGCAUCUUUCAGCACUCGUUUACUGUAGUUGAUCAAUUAACAGCGUCAGACGUCAAUGUUUGCUUCUGCAGUUUUUAAAAGCAACAUUGAAAUUGUCUGCAGCGAUGGCCUCGCUGCAGUGACCCAGGCUAUCGGGCCGUGCUCGUGUGCAACCGUACGGGCGAAUAUGUUCGUGGCCAGGGGCGCGGACCUGUUCACGUGCAUCGGUGUACGAUCGGUACGCGGUGCAGUCCGUUUACCGAGCCGUGGCGUCACCCCCACUCAACGUGGUGGGCCUGCCUGCCUGCCUGCCAUUACCAGUGAUUGUGCCGAGUUAUUGCCAGCAGUUAUCUUUUGACGGAAUAACGUGAACGUGCAUUCCUUUUGUUCCGGGCAGGGGGCGGCGCCAAGCCACGUAUCACUCGCGUCCUCUGGUUGCAUCAAGACGCUUUAGUUUGGGCUAAUGAUCACACUCCCACGGGCUUCGUAGAAGCUUUGGAAUUCACUCCCAGCAGCUGUCCCCUGUGCAGUACGACUGACUGCCCAGCGUGAGAAUCGUGAUCCUGUAUGAUAGAUACCGGCCAAGCUGUACAUUGCCGUCUUGAUCCAAUAAAGUUCUCAUUGGUAAUGA
This is a messenger RNA of Lethenteron reissneri (Far Eastern brook lamprey), 10462 nucleotides long. RefSeq names its product intersectin-1-like. The record is from RefSeq and is a predicted model, not a curated record. Lineage: Eukaryota; Metazoa; Chordata; Hyperoartia; Petromyzontiformes; Petromyzontidae. Gene Ontology annotation, molecular function: calcium ion binding; guanyl-nucleotide exchange factor activity; protein binding. Gene Ontology annotation, biological process: intracellular signal transduction; positive regulation of Rho protein signal transduction.